Xyrichtys novacula (pearly razorfish) is the source of this 5411-nucleotide messenger RNA. The record is from the annotation of a GenBank genome assembly. NCBI's taxonomy places the organism in Eukaryota, Metazoa, Chordata, Actinopteri, Labriformes, Labridae.
AUGGCGGCGGCGGUGAGAAAGCAGAGCUGUGGAGUUUUUCUGGUUCUGAGCUCGUUUUUCGGUCUGAGUUUGGGUUUGUUCGGCGGAGGAGAGACGUACCGACGACAGGUUAGAGACAAACACACACACACACCUGGGGAUAAAAAAUAAAUAGGUAGAAUCAGAGCGCGAGGACACAGAGGGAAGUGAAGUUGUUGUUUUUUUUUUUUUAAUUCUAUUGGAAAAAUGUGUGUCAGGACAAAGUCAGUCAGUGAAAUCAUCUGAACAUAAAAAACAGAUUAAAUGAAAAUCAUCUUCAUCAGACCAGGAUGAGAGAAAUAAAAACAGAGCUUUUUACAGAGACACUGAAGGGUUAGGAGGGUCUCUGAUAUCUUGAUUUAUAACAUGUUUUAUAUCAGACUGAAGAACAUCAUUAUAAUAAAACAGACAAAAACUUCAUAUGGAUGAAUUCUGAUGUUCACCUUUAAAUCUUCUGAGUUUAUUACCAAGUGAAAAGAAAACAGAGAAACACGGACAUCAGAAUACAAAAACAACAACUCAGUUAAAGAGAUGAGGACGCAGGGAGGCAAGAAGGAAGAAAGAAGGGGAAGGAGGAAGGGAGGAAUGAAUGAAGGAAGGAAGGAGGGAAGGAUUACACCACCCCACCCCCAGGAUCAAUAUCAGAGAUCUGCGGCUCUGCUAUCAUAACUGUCAGUGAUCAAUAUUCAGAAAACACACUCAUGUCUUUUACAGAUUUAAACCCCGUUUGAUAAACCACACACACACUUUACUGUGUUUUGGUGUUUUGUGUGUUUUUCUGUCUAUUCGAUAAAUGUUUUCAAGAGUUCACUAAAUAAACAAAGCUUUUAUCUCAUAUUUUUACCACAAACUUCUUAUCUUGACUGUGUGAAGAGUGUAGAGGUUCAGUAUGGACUAAACAGAUGGACUGAGUGUUUCCUCUCUCCUCAUGAAACAUACGAAUUUAACAAAUUAAAGGACGCUCAAUAUAAAAUUUAACAACAUAGACAACACAGAUCACCUUAAAUUCUUAAUAAAUUCAACUCCAACUGUUCUCUGAGCAAAGAGACCAGGACCUACAUACACUGUUUGUGACCCAACUAUUUCUACAUUUUGGUCAUUAGUGACCAAAGAUUUAAAUCUGAUUUAUUUUUAAACCAGUUUCUGUUUCUCCUGAGUCUGCCUGACAAGUCUUUGUCUCUUCAUACGUCUCAUUUUCUGCUUUUUUCAAAGACAGAAAACACAGACUUAAAAAGUGGAUAAAGGAUCACCCUCCAACAGUUUCUCUGUGGUAUCAGGAACUUUUAAAAGUUCUGCUCAUGGAGAGUCUUUGAGCUCAGAAAGUUCUGGAAACAUUUAUUUAUACAGCUGACCUUGUUGUCCUCUCACAGACCGACACAGCUGCUGCUUAGUAAAGAUCAAACUUUGGACAGAAUGUGUCAAAGGUUAGGAUUGUUUGAACUUUCGGAAGACGAUUUUUUUUCUCUAACAAUUUUUCUGCAAUUUCUUCAACAACGACACAAAUAAAAAAAUAAAAAAAAGAAAAAGGAAAAAAAGACAGCUGUUAAAAGUAUCUGAGAGUUGACAGAUCAGGGGAACAGAAAGAAAUGUACUUUUUUGUGUGCAUAUGUGUGUGUGUGUGUUCGUGUGCGUGUUUUUCCCUGUUUUUUUUUUUGUCUGUAAUUGAGUUUUGUGUUUCCCUCUUUUUCUUGUUUGUUUGUUUUUUUAUUUGUUUGUUUUUCUUUGUUGUUUGUUUUUCUUUGUUUUAUUUGUUUGUUCAUUUUUCUUUGUUGUUUGCUUUUUUGUUUGUCUGUUUUUCUUUGUUGUUCGUUUGUUUGUUUUUCUUUCUUUUGUUAAACUGUGUCUUAUGGGGGGGGGGCAUUGCUGACUGAGGGUUUCUGUUGUUUGUAACUGUAUAUAUAUACAGUAUAUGUGGUAAUGCUGCUGAAAAAAAUAAAAUAAAAAUCUGCUCCAACCUCAGGUCAGAUCAUAAAAAGGUGAAAAAACAUUUUAUUGUUUUUAUUAUUAUUAUUAUUUUAUUUUUUUAUUGUAUGCAGAUGUUCCUGAAGAUCUGUUGUUUUAAUUCCAGGGUUUGACUCACGCUGGUAUUUCAUCAGAGUUUCUUCUCCUUUAGUUGAUAGUCGAGCUGAACCCCGGUUCACCUCUACCGCCCCCUGAUGGCGACCUGCUGCAUGUGAGAGCUGUGGGACCCAAUGACACACUUCACUUCCUGUUCUGCAGCCUGGGGGCGCCGACGCUGCUGAUCGUCCACACAAACACUUCUUCGUCUACUGCUAGGGUGCGUCUACCUUCCUGUUUCAGGUUCAAGUGUUCCCAAUAUUUUGACCGUCAGUUUGUAAACGCAGAACAAGACGAAUCAGCUGAGCAGGGGCCUAUUCUACGAAGCAGAAUUACUGCUUAGCAAGGGAACUUCGAGGGUAAGUUCGGGGUUUCCUGUUCUACAACGCGGAUUCUCUUCUUAGCGAAGCAAGUCUCCAUGGCAACGUAUGCUGAACGGCUCCGGGGCAGGUUAGGUUCCAGAUUGAACUCGCAGCCUGCCCACUGACCAAUGAGCUCUCUUGAAAAAUGGCUUGUCCGUUCUUGGAGGAUUCUAAAGAUCUCGGUGCUCGCAUUGUCCAAGGAGCACUCCGGCACGCGAGAGUUUUCAGGGACCGCACAUACACGAUAGGAAUGAACAAGUGAGUGAAUUCAUCUUGGAAAUGAAUUAGACAUGUCUGGUGCAUGUUAAAAGCGUAUGUUGAACAGUGCUAUUUCAGGGUGAUAAUGGCAUCAAAGAUUUUUUGCGCACUAUACUUACGCAUUGAGACUGUUGGCAAUUUUCUGCCAGCGUUCCCUCCGUGCUUAUGCAGCGGCGAUGGUGUUGCAUUUGAGGUUUAUGAUAGAUUUGAAUUCUUCGUACUUUCUCAUGAUCGUCUCCUGCUCCUCAUAUGUAAAGUACGCGGUCCUUCACUCUCCGGCGUGCUCUGAUGCUCCAGACUGGUCCAUGUUUGCGAUUGGUCAGAUGCGGCGGGCUCCGCCUUACAUGCGUGCAUGCGCUCAUAGCAAAGCUGGAUCCACUUACAAGGUUGAUAACCAGCGUCAUAAGACCGUUUAGCGAGACCGCUGGCUACCGCCCUAAGUUGAGCGAGGUACCUCGCUAGGUCGAACUUGCUUCUUAGAAUAUGCCCCUGGUGACUUUACCCUCCAACACAGAGAGGGGGCGCUGUGCUGUCCUGUUCUCACCUGUCCUAACUCUGUGUCUCUCUCAGGUAAACUGGCCAAAGUUUGAAGCCCGUAAUAUCAGCGGCAGCCUGAAGGUGGAGCCAGAGAGCAGUGUCCUGGACAGCACUGCCGUCGUCUUUACACGGGUCAGAAAAAACGCAGGAAGUCUGUCAAGAACUCGGUCUGCCUUUAGAGUUGAGAACUGAGGAGACAGAGAACAUAUAACACUAAUAAUAAUAAUAAUAAUGAUAUUGAUAAUAAUAAUAAUAAUAAUAAUAAUAAUAAUAAUAAUAAUAAUAACACUAGUAGUAGUAGUAGUAGUAGUAGUAGUAGUAGUAGUAGUAGUAGUAGUAGUAAUAAUAAUAAUAACACUAAUAAUUAUUUGAUUAUAAUUAUUACUAUUAUUAUUUUAUUACUAUCGAUUACACUGAUUUGUUUUUAAAGAGUUUAUUCAAUCAUAGAUUUUCAGUAUUUCAUGAUUUUAAAGGGACUUUAAUGACAGAACGACUUUAUUUUAUUGUUUAUAAAAACUAUUUAUUUUAUUGUCAAUUAAAAGACUUUUUUGUUUAUAAAAACGACUUCAUUUUAUUGUUUAAAAAAACACUAUUUUUUGCUAAUGUAAACUACUUUAUUUUAUUGUUUAUAAAAACAAAUUUAUUUAUUUUAUUGUUUAUAAAAACGACUUUAUUUAUCUUAUUGUUAAUAAAAAAACUAUUUUAUAGUUUACAAACAACUUUAUUUUUUGUAAAAUAAAACCCCGACUGAUUCUUUUGUUUAUAAAAUGACUUUAUUUUAUAGUUUAUAAAAAUGACUUUAUUUUAUAGUUUAUAAAAACGACUUUAUUUAUUUUAUUGUUUAUAAAAACGACUUUAUUUUGUUGUUUAAAUGACUAUUUAUUUUAUAGUUUAUAAAAACGACUUUAUUUUGUUGUUUAAAUGGCUAUUUAUUUUAUUGUUUACAAAAUGACAUUAUUUUGUUUUUAUUCUGAUUAUAUUUUUUUAUUUUGACUUUGUUUUAAAAUGAACUCUUUUUUUUUUUCAGCUCUUUGAGUACAAUGACGUGAACGACACGGCCAAUGCGACCUCUGACCUUUUCCCGCCGUACGAGCUGCAUGACUUCAACUGGUCUCGCCUCAGCCUAUCAGGUCCCAGCGCUGUUCUCUGCGGCGCCGCCGUGACCUUUACUAACGGGUCGCUCUGCCUACAGGUCAGAGGUCACCUGAACCUCCUUAUCUGUCCUUAAACGAUCAAUACCCUGCUCCUAAGUGACAUCACUUCUUGUUUUUCCCUCUCCAGCUGUCUGUGUUUGAGUCAGAGGGGCGUGGUCAGUCCUGGCCCCGCCUCCUUCACAACGCCAAUGCCUCUCAAAUACGUGUGAAGCUGGAGGGCGUGUUGCCGAGGGCCAUGCAAUCCAGAUUCAUGCUGGAGCUGCAGGCAGUGGGCGGGGCUUAUCCCCUCAGCAGGGUCGAAGUUCACCGAUCUAUCGAUGAUGAGUUCACGCCGUCCAUAUUCAAGGUGACCUCUGACCUUCAAGUGCUGUCUUCUGACCUCCGACUCAGUUUGUUGACCUCUGACCUGAUUGUGUUCACCUCUGUGACUCAGUUUUUUUUUACCUCUGACCCUGUUUGUUGACCUCUGAACCUGAUUGUUUGACCUCUGUGACCUCAGGUGGCUCAGUGGAGGUCAGAGGUCAACACCUCCUCCAGUGGUUCUGGUUUCCUUCAGUGGAAACCCGUGGCGUACCGGCGGUCAGACCCAGCUCUGGAGGACGCCACUCCUUGUCGACACUCUGAACCGCGGCCUCAGCGCAGCGAGGAGACGGCAGCGCUCUCGGCCCUGAUCAUGGCGUUCUACAGUAGGGCGGAGCCUUUUGGACUGAACGUGAGCUUCGGCAUGGCUGGUCAGCCGUUCUACAACAGCACGCGGUUCCUGAGCUGGUGGGUGUCUGAGUUUAUUGAUCGGCGCUUCUAUUUUGAAAGUGUUUUCCUUUCACAUUAAAAGCUCUUCCUGUGUUUCAGGACGGCGUUGGUGGGGGUCGGCUCUCCCCCCGUUGACUCCUUCUCGCCACUCGUUCUCAGUAUCAUGGCGGUCGGUCUGGGAACUCCCAUGAUCCUCCUGCUGGUGGGCGGAGUCUGUGUAUGUAUGCAAAAGAGGACGGCACCUCCCACACUGGCGUACGAGCCAAUCAACUGA